Molecule: messenger RNA, 4893 nt
Organism: Humulus lupulus (European hop)
Lineage: Eukaryota; Viridiplantae; Streptophyta; Magnoliopsida; Rosales; Cannabaceae
Product: ABC transporter G family member 16-like
Exons: 1
Coding region: 951-3008 (685 amino acids)
Cellular component (GO): membrane
Molecular function (GO): ABC-type transporter activity; ATP binding; ATP hydrolysis activity
Source: RefSeq, a predicted model, not a curated record
AGCAAAAUUGACCAUAUAAUUAAAAACAAAGCUUAAAAAUUAUUCAUAUUUUUAAGAGAAUUAAUUUCAAACUCAAUUCGAAUUUUUAUCAUUGAAAAUGAAAAAUAUCACCAAAAUUUUUUUUUUUUUUUUAAAUAUAUUAAUUUUUUUUAUGAAAAUGAACAAAUAAAUAAAAAAAAAAAUUAACAAAACAACAACAUAUAAAUAAAUAAUUUUUUUUUUUUUUCAAACAAACAUAAAUAAAACACAAAACAUACACAAUAAAACAUAAAUAAAACACAAACAUACACAAUAAAACUCGAUACCCCCAAACUUAAUUUAAGCAUUGUCCUCAAUGUGUCAAAAUAUAAAUAUAAAUUAAAAUUGACAAGAGUGUAAGGUUUAGAAUGGUCGUACCUCGAUAUUGUGCAUUGCGAAGAGAGAACAAGAUACAACUAACAAAAAUUAAAUCACACAUAAAACAACAAUACAAAUAAAACACAAGUUAUCAAGAUCACAUAGGAAUUAAAGAGCAUAGAAAACAGGGUCCUCAAGGAGCAUCUCAUCCACUUCAUCAGAUUUUAAUUCUAAAAAUGGUUUUAAUUUUUGUCCAUUAACUUUAAAUAUAUCACCAUUUUUAGGAUUUUCAAUUUCAAUAGCUCCAUGUGGAAAAACAAUACGAACAAUGUAAGGACCGGACUACCUAGAGCGUAACUUUCCCGGGAAUAAAUGCAAACGAGAGUUGUAUAAAAGAACUUUCUGACCUGGAUAAAAAUCUUUUCUCAAAAUAUUUUUAUCAUGGUAAAAUUUCAUACGAUCCUUAUAUUUUUUUGAAUAGUCAUAAGCAUCAUUCCUAAUUUCGUCUAGUUCAUUUAGUUGAAGCUUUCGUUUCUCAACUGUUUUGUCUAAAGAAAAGUUUAACUGCUUAAUUGCCCAAAAAGCUCUAUGUUCUAACUCAACAGGCAAAUGGCAUGCCUUCCAAAAACGACAUCGUUUUACAAGAAGAACAACAAGUCAUUGACAUAGCCGGUAAUGUCACCGGAAACGAACCAGAGCGGCCAUUGUCGUUUGUGCUCUGUUUCAGUAACCUCACUUACAGUGUCAAGCUUCUUCGUCCGAACAAGUUCAACGUAUUCCGGCGGAGAACGGCCGUACCUCCGGAAGAGAAAACGAUUCUGGAUAACAUCUCCGGAGAAGCUUACGACGGCGAGAUUCUGGCACUGCUGGGAGCAAGCGGUUCGGGGAAAACGACGUUAAUCGAUGCUCUUGCUAAUCGGAUUGAGAAAGAGAGCUUGAAAGGAACCAUGACUCUGAACGGAGAGUUCGUAGACUCGCGGCUCUUGAAGGCCAUUACUGGGUACGUAAUGCAAGAUGAUCUCUUGUACCCGAUGCUUACGGUGGAAGAAACGCUCACUUUCGCGGCGGAGCUCCGGCUUCCGAGGUCGCUGCCCAAGUCGAAGAAGAAGGCACGAGUUCAAUCUUUGAUGGAUCAGUUGGGGCUUCGAAACGCUGCCAACACCAUAAUCGGCGACGAGGGGCAUCGUGGAGUUUCCGGCGGAGAGAGGAGACGAGUUUCGAUCGGUGUUGACGUGAUUCACGACCCGAUUCUUCUGUUCCUAGAUGAACCCACUUCGGGACUCGACUCCACUAGUGCGUUCAUGGUGGUGAAAGUCUUGAGAAGAAUCGCCGAGAGUGGAAGCCUCGUUGUUAUGUCCGUACACCAACCGAGUUACCGUAUUCUUGGCUUGCUCGACCGUUUGAUCUUCCUCUCCGGCGGGAAAAUAGCUUACCGUGGUUCUUCCACGAACCUUACUGAAUUUUGCUCUGCUUUCGGCCACCCGAUUCCGGAAAACGCUAACCAAGUUGAGUUCAUGCUCGAUAUGAUUUCCGAGCUCGAAGCUUCUCCUACCGGAAUCACCAGCUUGGUGGAGUUUAACAAUCUUUCCAGCUCCGGCGCCGACUAUCGUCAGGCUCCGCUACUCAAAGAAGCAUUAAAGGCGGGAAUUUCCAAAGGAAAGUUCAUCACAUCUAACAACGACAGCAUAAGCAGUCCGAUCAACGGAAAAGUCUCCGGUAUCCGAAAAUUCGCGAACCCCAUAUGGAUUGAAACGCUGGUUCUGACGAAGCGUUCGAUGCUCAAUUCUCGGAGGACCCCAGAACUAUUCGUGACUCGUUUGAUCACUGUUUUAACCACUGGUCUUUUACUGGCCACCAUUUAUUGGCGUCUCGACGAUUCUCCAAAAGGGAUUAGAGAACGAAUGGGAUUCUUCGCUUUCGCCAUAUCCACCACUUAUUUCUCGAGCUGUCAGUCUCUUCCUCUCUUGCUCCAAGAACGAUUCAUCUUCACCAGAGAAACCGCCUUCAACUCGUACCGAAGACUCUCCUACGCUCUCUCCCAAGCCAUAACAAUCCUCCCACUCCUACUGGUUCUCUCGCUCGCGUUCUCGACGGCGACGUUUUGGGCAGUGGGACUCGCCGGAGGACUCUGGGGCUUCGUUUUCUACCUCUGCAUCGUCUCGGGUUCGUUCUGGGCCGGGAACUCGUUCGUCGUAUUCCUCUCCGGGUUGGUACCUCACGUGUUGGUCGGGUUCACGGUGGUGGUGUCCGUCUCCGCCUACUUCCUCCUCCUGAGUGGAUUCUUCAUCAGCCGGAAUCGGAUUCCCGAUUACUGGGUUUGGUUCCAUUACCUUUCUCUGAUCAAGUACCCAUACGAGGCUGUUAUGAGGAGAGAAUUCGAAGACCCGGCAAGGUGUUUCAAGCGAGGAUUGGAUAUGUUCGAUGGCACGCCGUUUGCUAAUGCACCGGCCGCCGUGAAGGAGGUGGUGUUGGGGAACCUGAGCACGGCGGUGGGAAUCAAUGUGACGAGCACCACGUGUUUGAAGAAUGGAUUGGAUGUGUUGAAGGAAGUGGGGAUCACUGAGCUGAGUAAUAAGUGGGAAUAUUUGGCUAUUUUGGUAGCUUGGGGAUUGUUUUAUAGGAUUCUCUAUUACAUUUCUUUGUUGAUUUUAUGGAAAAAUAAGAGGAAAUAAAUUUAGUGUAAUGGUUUUUGGAAUACAAUUUAGGUUCUAUGUCAGUUAUUGUGUCCAAUUAAUAUAAUAAUUGAUAUCUCAUAUUACUAAAUGAGGUAAUUUUUUUUUAAUUAAAGGAAAUUUUAUUUUAAUUAAAGGAAAAUUAAAUGAUAGGUUAGUAUUAUAUUGGUUAGAUAUAUUAUGUAAUGCACUAAUUUGAAGGAGAAUCUGAUUUUUGGGUGUGUCAAUAUUAUGUAUGAUUUUAUUUAGUUAUUAUUAUUAUUUUUUUAUUUUUACUUUUUAGUUUUUGAAAUUUUUAUGGUAGGGAUUUCAAAAAGAAUUUUAUCAGUGGAGUUUUUUUGUGUUCUCAAUUCGUAAAUAGUUUUCGGCGCGAAUUUUUUGAUAAUCGUAUAUAUUGUAGUUAUUUAAAGCUUCCUGCAAAUUUUUAAAAAAUUCCGAAUAAUUUACCGUGCCGAAAACUAGUUUAAAAACAUGUUAUUGCGCGCGUGGAAAAUAGCAUGUGUUUACCGAGUUUUUCGGCAACUAUAAUUAUGAAAGAUAAGAGAGCUUAAAAAGAAAUGAUUUUGAAAAUGCAAACAGGAUUUUUACGUGGUUGGAGCGUUAAUGAACCUUAAUCCACGAGUCAGUUGUAUUUGAACUUAAAGAGCUUUUUACAAUGGAGUUUUCUACAAGUUUUAGCAGAAUAACUAGGCACAAGCCAAAAGCCCCCUACCCGAGUGCUAUGUCACACAUAUUUAUAGGCUCACUGGGCUUGGGCCGAGCUGACCCGGGCCCAAUAAAGAUACAAAUAUUAUUGGCCUCUCUAUGGGAAGCCCAAUACCAAGGGUAAAAACAUAAAAGACGAACAUUAACCAGAGCCCACGGGGGUAGCCCAAAGCUUAUCUAUCACCCAACAAAUUGGGGGCUUUCGGUCUGCGCAUAUCGAGUUACAAGACAGACCCAGAUGACAAGACUAGUCGGAGUAGUAACAGCACAGGUCUGAAACGGCGGCGCACGACCCCGAGGCGGACUUGUGAGUAGGCGAAAAGUGACAAUCCCCUUCAGGGUCACGGAUGCCUUUUCCUGCCAACCUCGAGGGCGUGGCCCAAGUUCGCUUACCUCAGUCCCUCUUCGUUUACCACAGGCCCAGACCGUUUACCAGGCUUUGAGAUCGUUUUGCGCACUCCGGGACCGUAUCCCCAAUUGGCCAUGCGCCUCCCGGGCAACUGUCACAAACGAUCCUCCCGGACACCAUCCGGGGUCCGGAAUCACACUUGGGCCAUCGUCCUUGGUUAAUCCCGUGCUACGCGGGCCUGGGCGGGGCCCUUAUCCAAUCGACCAGGCCAUGGGCCUGGACCAUCGUCCCGGGCCCACGGCAGGAAAUAGGGAUAACAACAUGUUUGAACUUAGUUUACGGCAUUGUAAAUUAUUCGAAUUUUUUUAAAAAUUUACAAGAUGUUCUAAAUAACUAUAAUAUACAUAAUCAUCAAAAAAAUUGCACUAAAAAUUAUUCACAACUCUUUUUAAAAUCCCUAACAUAGAAUACUCUUUUAGUUUUUUCAUCAACAAUUGUUUUACGAAUACUUAGGCCAAUCUAUGAGACGAGGAGUAAAGUAAUUUUUUAAACAAAUCUAUAUGUGCCCAAUAGAAUAAAAAGGAUCUAGGCCACCCAUAUAGAAUAUUACUAAGGCAUAUAUGGUGGAAUGGAAAUCUCUUCUCAAAAAUUGUAUGAAUCUAACAUGUAAUAAUGCAAUUAUUUGUACUAAUGACUAAAAUUAAAGAGUCCCACAUGUUUUUUAUUUUAAAUUAAAAUAUAUUAGAUGGGUAUUAAAUUACAUCAAUUAUUGUAUUUGGCAUUAACUGCUUUUGUAAAUCAUGGUGUUCCUUAACAAUAUUAUUUCAUAUC